AUGGAGGAAGGUAACAAUACGCUGGCACCGCCAGUUGUCUCACAACUGCGCGCGGAAGGAGGCGAUCCCAUGGCACGAUCUCUCAGCGCCGAUAUUCGCGAGGAGAGGGAGGAUCUUCGAGAGGCCGCUGAGCAGACUCUCAAUGUUAUUAUGGACCUCAGCUUCGAUGGAACUAUCAGAUGGGUCAGCCCUUCGUGGACCGAUGUUAUAGGCACGGCGCCGGAAUCCUGCCUAGGAAAGCCAAUCAAGGACCUUCUGAUCGGAGAGGACAAGGACAUAUUUGCAGAGGCGGUAGAAUCAAUGAAGAAGGAUGACUCUCGUAGUCAAAUCAUCCAUUUUGCGGUUCAAUUAGGGCCUGCCUCGAAAUUGGCACCUCUCGACGUGCCGAACCAAUCUGAGGGCCACGUGGAAACAGAAUCUGUACCAGCUACACUUGAUCUUGAGGGACAAGGUAUCAUGAUCUACGAUCGUUCAUCUGGAGGAGAAAGUCACACUAUGUGGAUGAUUCGACCUUGGAUCGCUCCCCGGGAGAUCCAAAUCGACCUACCAGCUAUGAUCGUUGAUGCACUCGGCUCUGGUGCAGAGGUUUUGGCGAGCUAUCUCACAACUUUGGCUGAAGUUGGUAUGGAAGAUCCAGCGCACCAUGCUCCACCGCUGCCAGUCCUCUGCCGUAUUUGCGAACGUCAGAUUCCGCCAUGGUGGUUCGAAAAGCACACUGAACUGUGUCUCCAGGAGCACAAGGCUGAAAUGGAAGUUCAGAUGUGUCAAGAAAACCUCACUGAGCAUCGUCACGCAAUUGUCAAAGUCCUAGAUGCUCUUGAAGCUCGCAGCAGCAGAUCAAUCUCCGGAGAACAGUUGGCACCGCCCCAAGCCGAGUACAAAGGGAUGCCAAUUGGACCAAGUUCAUUAUCGCCAUCCUCAUCUUCCGGAACUGCUUCUCCAAGCACAUCUUCUAGCUCGAGGGAGAGGUCUACUUCUAGUUUUGGGCAUGCUCGCGCACGGUCGUUUGCUAUUCGUCGACCGCAAGCACGAAUCGUUGAGUUAUUACUCGAUCUUUGUGAUACUGCAUUGGAGAUUAGCACCCCAGCCAUCAAGGAGGCAUCUUCGCAAGCUCCCGGCGAGUUUCGAACCCAGUCACCUCAAUCAGAAUCCAGGAUCUCACAAGUUAUUCAUUGGCAAUCGCCGAGCACAAACACUUUGGAUCAAGAACAAGGGCUGGCGUUAUUAUGUGCAGACAGUGAGACAGUCGCUAAGACGAAAGUUGAGGCUGUCCUUCGCCAUCGCCGAAUCAUCGAAUACUCAGAGCGUAUUCGCGUGGAGUUCUCUGUAAUCGUACAAGAUUGUAUUGAUGAAGCGAUGAGAAAGGCUGCCCGGAUCGCUGCCGGCCACCUGACAGAGUCGUCCGACGAAGGAGAUGAGACAACUCCGGCGCAAGACGAUGGGUUCUUUACAGGUUCUUUCGAUGGCCCAUCGACAUUAGCGAUUGCUUUACGAGAAGCCCAGCUGAAACAAGAGCAUGAAGCAGCCAGAACAUCCUCGCCUGCGAUUUCAACCAGAUCUAGCAGUCCGAAGGAGUGCCCAACACCAAGAUCUCACACAGGUCACAUGAGCUUUCUGUCUCAAUCGCAGGACUCUCGACGACAGUCAUUAUUCUUCGAGAGCGAUGCCGGCGACAGCGAUGGGAGUAUCAGGUCUUCCUCUGCAAUGUCACGACCUGGCCGAACAGAAUCCCCGGUCUCCGAGUUUGGUGGAGACCUUCGCCGUGCCGCCAGUUCACGCCAACAUAGACGAAGCGUCAUACUUCCUGGCUCCACAUCACCUCGAAGACAGGAAUCACCUAUUCGUAUGCCACAACCGUCGUCCCCUUUGCGGAUUACAAAGCCUAGGGUUCUCCCUGUAGCUCACGAAGGCAUUAUCUCUCCUACUUCAUCACCAAUGCUUCCUGGCACCGAAUUUAGCUCGCCUGCUCUCAUACCUCAUCAUCACCGGCGCAAAUCUUCAGCAACCGGAUCGGAUCCCAAUCGCCCACCACCAUCUCCUCGUCUGACCUCCGUCAGCGCACCUCAAGCACGUGCAGUCCCACCAUCUAUCAAAGAUUUCGAAAUCAUCAAGCCGAUAAGCAAAGGCGCGUUCGGAAGUGUCUACUUAUCUAAGAAGAAAUCUACUGGCGAUUAUUACGCUAUCAAAGUUUUGAAGAAAGCAGACAUGGUUGCCAAGAACCAGGUCACCAACGUCAAAGCAGAGAGAGCGAUCAUGAUGUGGCAAGGCGAGAGCGACUUUGUUGCAAAGCUUUAUUGGACUUUCUCCAGCAAGGACUAUCUUUAUCUGGUUAUGGAGUAUCUUAACGGAGGAGAUUGUGCCUCUCUGAUCAAAGUUCUAGGUGGUCUUCCUGAAGAUUGGGCAAAGAAAUAUCUCGGGGAGGUCAUUUUAGGAGUGGAACAUCUUCACAAUCGUGGGAUCAUACACCGAGACUUGAAGCCAGAUAAUCUCCUAAUCGAUCAGAAAGGCCAUCUGAAAUUAACUGAUUUUGGUCUAUCAAGGAUGGGUUUGAUUGGGCGUCAAAAGCGGGUUCUUAACAGCUCGACAAAUGACUCUGCCCCAGAUCUGCUCAAGCAAGGUCCAUUUGUGCGAGCGGGCUCCGUUAGUUCUUCGCGCUCUACUUCGUUCGACUUCCAGGGUCAUAACUCUCCAGGGUCAACACCUCAGAUGACUCCCGAUCUCUCUGGUAGCUUGACAACACCAUCAUACUUCAGCCUUAGUAGAGACAACAACCACAGGGAUUCCCGGCGUACCUCAGGCAGAAGUGAUAGCGGCAACAGUGAUACAUUGAAUCAGCUGUUUAGCAGCUUUACCUUGAAUGAACCUGUUGGGCAGCAAAUGCUCAAUAACAGAUCUCCAAUUGAAGAGGCGGGCGAGGCUGAAAACAAUGGCAAUGGCACUGGCUCUCCUGAUUUAUUAUCUCUUCAUCCAAUACCUAGCCAGUCGAGCUCAGAGCAGAAAAACACACCACCACAACCCAGUAUGAUGCCGCCUCCAAUGGCUCUUUUUGACCCGGAUGAUACAAAUCGUCGAUUUGUAGGCACACCCGACUACUUAUCACCCGAGACUGUGAAGGGCGAGGGUCAGGAUGAACGAAGUGAUUGGUGGUCCGUUGGAUGCAUACUGUUCGAAUUCCUCUAUGGCUAUCCCCCAUUUCAUGCAGAAACCCCGGACCAGGUUUUCGAGAACAUCCUUGCCCGCAAGAUCUCGUGGCCCGAUGACGCAGAUUUCGAAGUAUCCCCUGAAGCUAAGGAUCUCAUGAACAAACUACUUUCGAUAGAUCCGAGUCAACGCUUAGGAGCCAACGCUGGUGAUAAAUUCGCUAAUGGUGGGGAGGAAAUUAGAAUGCACCCGUGGUUCGAAGGUACAAACUGGGAUCGCCUGCUGGAAGAUGAAGCACAGUUUGUUCCUGCUCCAGAAAAUCCCGAAGAUACGGAGUAUUUCGAUGCCCGUGGUGCAACCUUACAGUCCUUUGCGGAAGAGAUGGAGGACCAGACAUCGCCUCAGAUUUCCACACCGGGAGCAGAUUACCCCGAGAGGCCACACGAUGCUCUAUCGCGUGUGAAAUCGCAGGUGAAUUCAAUCAAGAGAGGUUUGAUGCCGCUACAUAUACCGCCCCAUGUACGGGACAUGAAGAGUCGCAGACUCAGCGAGCCAGUUGUAGCCGAUGACUUUGGAAAUUUUGCGUUCAAAAACCUUCCUGUGUUAGAGAAGGCAAAUAAGGAUGUCAUUCAAAAACUCCGAGCCGAAGCCAUGGCCGCUCAAGCCAAACAAACCAUAGUCAGUCCAAGUGCGAACACUGCCACUUCUCCAGCACCAGUUUUGGAGGGAAGCCCUAUUCUUCCAAUGCCCAUACAGCGGACAUUAUCGAAUGCGAAGGCCACCAAUCGCCCUGCGUCUCCAUCGGGGCUAAGCCAGGCCAACUCAUCACCAAGUAGGGCCUCUCAACCGUCCUCGCCUUUGCUUGUUUCAUUUGUUGCUGGUCAGAAUGGAGAUGGACGGCGCAAGACAUCCAGCAAUUCCUCGAGUCUUUCGCAUCAAUCUGGCAGUUCUCUUGUGCCUGGAAAUUUCUUCGAAGUACCUCGAAUGACUGCUACUCUUCAAAAGUCCGCUAGCUCCGCUGCAGCUUCCCCGAUCAAGAGUCGUGGGGGAGGGCCUUCAGCGCUUGCUAUUUCCCCUCAAAAGAUGUCAACUCCAAGACAGACGAGCAAUCCCUCUAAUCGAUCUCGAUCCCAGACUGUUGGGUCACAGGAGGGAAGUCCAAUAAUAGGUGAUCUGUUCUCACACCGCAAACGACGUAGUCAGGUUUUCGACAUGUCACCAUCAUCCUCAGAUAAUGAGGGUGAGAAGGCUAGCGCUUUACUUCGUGUUCAACGCCGCCGCCAGAGCUCUCGCCGGUUGUCACAAAUAAACAUGGGUGAUGGACCACUUUUCCGUCCCCUCGAUGUGCUUAUUUGCGAGGACCACCCAGUCUCGCGGAUGGUCAUGGAGAAAUUGCUUGAAAAGUUACGGUGUCGUACCAUCACUGCGUCCAAUGGGGCCGAGGCAAUGCGUUAUGCUAUGAGUGAAAUCAAGUUCGAUAUAAUUAUGAUGGAGUUCAAACUACCGCAGAUCAAUGGCGCGGAUGUUGCUCGCAUGAUUCGAGAUACGAAGAAUGCCAACUCUCAGACUCCUAUCGUUGCCGUUACCGGCUAUCUCAAAGAGCUACAAGCACCUCAUCAUUUUGAUGCUCUCAUUGAGAAACCGCCUACAACAUCCAAGCUGACGGAAGUGAUAUGUCGGCUUUGUCAGUGGAAAGCUCCUGGACUAGACCAACCUACUUCAAGCCCCUUGGGAUACCUCCAACCAUCGGGUCUCCGACAGGAGAGCCUGAGACUCGAGGACAGCCCUACAACUAGCUCUUCAGGAUUUGCUCAGAUGCCUGGCAGCAGUUUCAGGGCAUCUAGCCGAGAGGAUUCUAUAAGUUCCAGUCUUUUUGGUGACUCGGAAUCCUUCAUAAAUGAGGACGUUCCUGUAGUCAUCAACCAAAGACCCGCAGGAGAAUGGGAUGAGGCAUCAGGUCUUGGUAUCAGCCCUAACGAGGAAGCAAUUCUAGAUCCGGAUCUUCCAAAAUUGCCAGCACACCUUUUGCACGAACACUCUGCUCCGGGUCGCAUGGAACACAAGACUCCGUUGCGACAACAAUCCACUGACAAGAUUCGAGCCAAGAGGGAGUCGAUGGAGAAGCAUCGCCACGAGUGUAUAGAGUCUGGAGAUGAUGAAGACGAAGAACUUGGCGAUGCAAACGUUCGGGAAAAGAGCCCACGACUCACGAAGUCGACCCAUCGCGGUUCAAAGCUUGGUAUUGAAAUGAUGCGAACCAAUAGCCGUGGUAGCGUUGUCUCAGGAUCUGAUUUACCCAGCACUGAUCCAGUGGAACCACCACCCACCGUUUCCGAAGAGAUACCACCCGCAUCUCAGAUCUCGGGCGCCAGCUUAACACCUCCUGAAAUCUUUACUACACCUGGUGGAAAAGUCAGCGGGAUUGAUCCAGACCAGACUCCUAAACCCUCACAAAACCAACCCCAUACCACAGACGAAGAACCAACUCCUCGGGCACCAUCAGCUGCUUCAAACAAAUCAGACUAUAUUGCUAUCCGCAAAAGUUGUGAACGAUGA
Messenger RNA from Amorphotheca resinae ATCC 22711, 5697 nucleotides. RefSeq lists its product as hypothetical. Gene Ontology annotation, biological process: peptidyl-serine phosphorylation; phosphorelay signal transduction system. Gene Ontology annotation, molecular function: ATP binding; protein serine/threonine kinase activity. The coding region runs from base 1 to 5697 and encodes 1898 amino acids. Gene Ontology annotation, cellular component: nucleus; cytoplasm. The transcript is spliced from 2 exons. NCBI's taxonomy places the organism in Eukaryota, Fungi, Ascomycota, Leotiomycetes, Helotiales, Amorphothecaceae. The record is from RefSeq and is a predicted model, not a curated record.